AUGGCCUUUGGAGAUGAAAGCGCCACAUCAAGUGGAAUCCAAAACAGCCGCAGACUGGUUAUAAUUGGCUUCACCAUCGCUGCACAAAUAGCGCGACUGCCCUGCCAGCAGGAUCCCCGAGCGGCGGGACAGAUCAAGGCUUUGGCUGAAACCGCUUCCUUUUGA
Messenger RNA from Xyrichtys novacula (pearly razorfish), 165 nucleotides. NCBI's taxonomy places the organism in Eukaryota, Metazoa, Chordata, Actinopteri, Labriformes, Labridae. The record is from the annotation of a GenBank genome assembly.